Molecule: messenger RNA, 3288 nt
Organism: Gadus chalcogrammus (walleye pollock)
Lineage: Eukaryota; Metazoa; Chordata; Actinopteri; Gadiformes; Gadidae
Gene: hace1
Product: HECT domain and ankyrin repeat containing E3 ubiquitin protein ligase 1
Exons: 25
Coding region: 123-3143 (1006 amino acids)
Biological process (GO): positive regulation of protein catabolic process; proteasome-mediated ubiquitin-dependent protein catabolic process; protein polyubiquitination
Cellular component (GO): nucleus
Molecular function (GO): ubiquitin-protein transferase activity; protein binding
Source: RefSeq, a predicted model, not a curated record
ACUACCCAAAAGGCAUAGCGAACUAUGCAACCGAACGUCAUGAAAACAGGAAAAUGAGAAGAGUACUCUCCACCAGGAUGGAAAAGAAUGUGUGGAAGGGGAAUUACUGUAAAUCAGUGUAGAUGGGAGUAGGGAUCAGCAAUUUUCAUCUCGAUGGACGACAGAAGCGGUGGUGGUUAGUGCGGGUCAUUAAACAGUGUCGAGACUCUGUUUCCCCGUUCAUUCCCGUGUAUUGGACACAUAUAAUGGAACGAGCGAUGGAGCAGCUAAACGUACAGUUGAGUCGGCUGACGCGCUCCCUCCGCAGAGCCAGGACUGUCGAACUCCCUGAAGACAAUGAGACUGCAGUCUACACACUUAUGCCCAUGGUGAUGGCUGACCAGCACAGGUCAGUAUCAGAGUUGCUGCUGAACUCCAAGUUUGACGUGAACUAUGCCUUUGGGCGUGUGAAGAGAAGUCUGCUACACAUUGCUGCUAACUGUGGGUCAGUGGAGUGUCUUAUUCUGUUGCUGAAGAGAGGAGCCAACCCUAACUACCAGGACAUUUCUGGCUGUACUCCUCUUCACCUGGCUGCCAGGAAUGGACAGAAGAAGUGCAUGGGCAGACUGCUGGAGUACAACGCAGACGUCAAUAUCUGCAACAACGAGGGGCUGACGGCUAUCCACUGGCUGGCGGUGAACGGCCGCACCGAGCUGCUCCAUGACCUUGUGCAGCAUGUGACCAACGUGGACGUGGAGGACGCCAUGGGACAGACGGCCCUCCACGUGGCCUGUCAGAACGGACACAAGACGACGGUGCUCUGUCUGCUGGACAGCGGUGCUGACAUCAAUCGGCCCAACGUCUCCGGGGCAACGCCACUCUACUUUGCUUGCAGCCACGGCCAGCGCGACACGGCCCAGAUCCUCCUCUCUAGAGCCGCCAAGUACCUCCCGGACCGCAACGGGGUCACGCCGCUGGACCUCUGCGUGCAGGGUGGCUAUGGGGAGACAUGCGAGAUCCUAAUCCAGCACCACAACAGACUGUUCCAGACCCUCAUCCAGAUGACCCAGAACGAUGACCUCAAGGAAAGCAUGCUCAGGCAGGUCCUGGAGCAUGUUUCCCAGCAGAGUGACAGCCAGUACCAAAGAACCCUGACAAGUCUGGCCGAGGUGGCCACCACCAACGGACACAAGCUCCUCAGUCUCUCCAGCAGCUUUGAGGCGCAGAUGAAGAGCCUGCUGCGCAUCGUUCGCAUCUUCUGCCACGUGUUCCGCCUGGGUCCGUCGUCCCCCGGCAACGGCAACGACAUGGGCUACAAUGGCAACAAGACCCCCCGCAGCCAGGUGUUCAAGAUGCGUAUAAAACAGGAACAGGAAGAGUGGGCUCGGAGCCAGCAGGCUUCCUGGAGAGAUUUUGAUCCCCUAGAACCGAUGGAGCUGCUGUGGCACUCCCUUGACGAGUGGCUGGUGUUGAUCUCCUCCGAGCUGGACCGCAACGGGAGGAACCCCUCCUCGGCCUCCUCACCCAGCAGCGAGAUCGCCUCGCUCCUCCUCAAGCAGCGCGAGGCCAGCGACGGCGCCGCCGCGACCACCGCGGCGUCAUCCCCCGUGGACGCUGACGUCAACGGCGACGCGGCAGACCCCGACGCGGCAGACCCCGACGCGGCAGACCCCGACGCGGCGGACCCCGACGCGGCGGACCCCGACGCGGCGGACCCGCCGGUCGUCAUGGAGACCACGGAGGCGUACGGCGACGGGGAGGACGUGAUCUCCAUGACGUCGAACCGCCUCAGCGCUGUCAUCCAGGCGUUCUACAUGAGCUGCUCUUGUCAGAUGCCGCCGGGAAUGACUUCGCCGCGCUUCAUUGAGUUUGUGUGCAAGCAUGACGAGGUGCUCAAGUGCUUCGUGACCCGGAAUCCAAAGAUCAUCUUUAACCACUUCCACUUCCUGCUGGAGUGUCCCGAGUUGAUGUCCCGUUUCAUGUUCAUCAUCAAAGGCCAGCCCUUUAAGGAGCGCUGCGAGUGGUUCUAUGAGCACCUGCUGGCGGGACGGCCAGACAACGAGAUGGUCCACCGGCCUGUUAACGAGAACGACAUCCUGCUGAUACACAGAGACUCUGUGUUCCGCAGCAGCUGUGAAAUGGUGUCCAAGUCCACCAAUGAGAAGCUCAAACAAGGCAUCGCCGUCCGCUUCCACGGCGAGGAGGGCAUGGGUCAGGGCGUGGUGCGGGAGUGGUUCGACGUCCUGUCAAAUGAGAUAGUCAACCCAGACUACGGGCUCUUCACCCAGUCGGCUGACGGUACCACGUUUCAACCCAACAGCAACUCGUCGGUGAACCCGGACCACCUGAACUACUUCUGCUUCGCGGGGCAGGUCCUGGGCCUGGCACUGUACCACCGGCAGCUGGUUAACAUCUACUUCACGCGCUCCUUCUACAAGCACAUACUGGGCAUCCCGGUCAACUACCAGGACGUGGCCUCCAUCGACCCCGAGUAUGCCAAGAACCUGCAGUGGAUCCUGGACAACGACAUCAGCGACCUGGGCCUGGAGCUCACCUUCUCGGUUGAGACGGACGUGUUCGGAGCCAUGGCGGAGGUGCCUCUGAAGCCCGGCGGCACCGGGAUUCUGGUCACCCAGGACAACAAGGCCGAGUACGUCCAGCUGGUGACGGAGCUGAGGAUGACACGCGCCAUCCAGCCCCAGAUAAACGCCUUCCUGCAGGGGUUCCACACCUAUAUCCCCCCCUCGCUCAUCCAGCUCUUUGACGAAUAUGAACUGGAGCUGCUGCUGUCUGGGCUGCCCGAGAUCGACGUGCAGGACUGGAAGAAGAACACAGAGUACACCAGUGGCUACGAUCUGCAGGAGCCCGCGGUGCAGUGGUUCUGGAACGUGGUGGAGAACUUGACGCAGGAGGACCGGGUUUUGCUGCUGCAGUUUGUCACGGGCAGCUCCAGAGUGCCUCACGGCGGGUUUGCCUACCUCAUGGGUGGGAGUGGCUUGCAGAAGUUCACCAUCGCUGCCGUGCCCUUCACCUCCCACUUGCUGCCUACCUCUAGCACAUGCAUCAACAUGCUGAAGCUCCCAGAGUACCCCAGCCAGGAGGUGCUGAAGGAUCGCCUGCUGGUGGCGUGUCACUGUGGGAGCUACGGCUACACCAUGGCGUGACUCCCCUACCCCCCAAGCCCUCCCCCCUUGCUGCCUCACCCACCCACAGGGGGGAGUCCAGGGGGCAUACACGCCGCAGGAGAGGCAUAUCUGCAGGAGGGAGAGGGAGCGACGCGACGACCGCACCUCCACCACCCACCCCUCC